AUGCAAAGCAGAAUGGCCCAUAGAGUCCCAAAUCUACUUACACAUUUGGCAACUAGAUCUCUGCCCUUUAUGAUGGCACCUGCUCUCUCAGCCUUGCAGAAUAAAAAAAAACCCAGAAACUUUUUACAGCGUUUCAGAUAUACAACACAGGUGACUCCAGAAGGGGAGAACAAAACUACAGCUGAGAGUCUCUAUGAGUUAUCUGUGGAUAUAAAGAAGAUCCGUAGGCUGAAGCCCUGGGUGCUCUGGAAAGAAGUGACAUAUGCCAAAGAAACAGCUGAGAUUUUGCAACAAAUGGGAGCUGACAGGAGGGACAUAACAUAUAUUUUUGAGUGCUGUCCAGAGGCAAUCCUUUGUACGCCUACAAGUAUCAGUUGUCAGAGAGACCUGUGGUUAUCUGUCUGUCCAAAUGAAAAACACUUGGUAGAACUGAUAAAACGCUUCCCUGAAACAUUUUUUACGGUUGAGCACUAUGAAAAACAGAAAGGUAACAUUAGAUUCUUUAAAGAUUUGGGCCUAAAAAAUAUAAUUAUCAGCCGACUCCUAACAGGUGCCCCAAACAUCUUUUACAAUCCUGUUGAGAAGAAUAAACAUAUGAUAGAAACCUUACAAAGUAACUAUCUACAUCUAGGUGGUUCACAAGAGAAUAUGAAAACUUGGUUAUGGAAAUUACUAAGUCAAGACCCAUUUAUUUUGUUAAAUAGCCCUGCUGCUGUCCAAGAAAACUUGCAGUUUCUUCAGAAGAAUGAUUUCACAGAUCCUGAAAUUUUAAGUCUCCUGACAAGGCUCAAAGGGUUUAUUUUUCAGCUUAACUCUGUCACCAUGCAGAACAGCAUGUUGUUCUCAAAGGAUGUUUUCAAGUGCAGUGAUCAAGAAUUAAGAGCGCUCAUAAUAAAAUGUCCUGCCCUUCUUUACAAUUCUGUUCCAGUUCUGGAGGAAAGGUUGGAGGUGCUAUUGAAGGCAGGGAUUUCUCUAGGUCAAAUAAAGGACACUCCUGCAGUGCUAGAACUAACACCAGAAAUAGUGCAAUAUAGAAUUAAAAAAUUAGAUGCUAUAGGGUACGAUAUAAGAAGAGAAAAUCUAGAAAAUGUGAAUGGGACAAAAAAGGAAUUUGAAGCCACAUAUGGAAAGAUACAAGCAAAAGGAGAGAGACCAAUAUUUAAUCCAGUUGCUCCUUUACAUAUUGACGAUUAAUUUCUACU
Molecule: messenger RNA, 1202 nt
Organism: Euleptes europaea (tarantolino)
Lineage: Eukaryota; Metazoa; Chordata; Lepidosauria; Squamata; Sphaerodactylidae
Gene: MTERF2
Product: mitochondrial transcription termination factor 2
Exons: 1
Coding region: 1-1194 (397 amino acids)
Biological process (GO): regulation of DNA-templated transcription; termination of mitochondrial transcription
Cellular component (GO): mitochondrial matrix
Molecular function (GO): double-stranded DNA binding
Source: RefSeq, a predicted model, not a curated record